AUGAAAGGAGAACGGAAACGCCCUCAGAGGCACGACAGGGACGCAGAUAGAGAGCUGGCGUUGCGCCUCCACAACGAAGAAAAACAGGAGCUUCGAGGUUUGCGUCGCCAGACCCGAACUUCUGCGGAUAAAGCUGUUGUGGAAGACGCAACAGUGAUGGGUAGACCAUGUGAGACAGUCACUGGAUUGGAUUCUUUUCUGAGCUCCUGUCUAAACGAAACAGGCCGACAUUCACGCCCCCGAGCGAGCAGGAAAAGAACAGUUGAGAACGCUUUUGAGCAUUUUUCUGUCGCAAAAUAUACAGAAAAGCAUGCAAAACUCGAACCUCGCAAGCAAGGUACCAGCGCCCUACCCAUAGACGAGAUUCAGACUGUGCCAAUCAAGGACCUCGAUCAGUUUCCGAGCUGUGUUGGAGUUGCAGAGAACCAGAAAACCUCAAGCAGUCUUCGUAGGCAGAUACGGGAGCAAAUUAGGCGCUUGAAUGAUGGAUACUACAUCAACUGUGAUCUUCGUUACUUCAACCUUGCGUACUUGCGUGAAUGUGUGGGGAAUUUCGACGUGGUGCUCAUUGAUCCCCCGUGGCGCAUCGCGGGCGGCCAGCGAGCGAGCACGCCGAAUGGACCCAUGUUCACCAAUAAUCACUGGGCAGUCAACUAUAAUACGUUGUCCAAUGAAGAGAUUCUGGAUUUGGACAUUGGAUGCCUCUCGAAUAGUGGUCUCUGUUUCCUCUGGGUCGUCUCAUCCCAGCUGCCAACAGGUAUGGCCUGCCUCUCGCGCUGGGGCUACGAAUACAUUGACAAAAUCACGUGGAUCAAGAAGCGCCAGGGGAAGCUCCACGUGAGCCACGGGUAUCAUUUCAUGCAUUCAUCUGAAUUGUGUCUCAUUGGGGUCAAGCGGCCCUGCGAAUUCAUUGGAAAAGUUUCAAACGAUCUCAUUUUCGCAGAGGUGCGUGAAAAAAGUCGCAAACCAGAUGAAUUGUACCAUGUUGUUGAGACAAUGCUUCCAGGUACUGCCAAGAUAGAGCUUUUCGCUCGGAACCACAAUAUUCGCAGAGGCUGGCUGAGUUUGGGUAACGAGCUCGGUGAGCAGUUCUGCGACUGGUUCAAUGACUUCGAAUGUGACAUGUGCGGAGCACGCAUUCAUUUCGGUGAGAGGCGGUACAAAGCGAAAAAUCGACCCAAUUCGGACUUUUGUCGGGACUGCUAUCUGGAAGCAAUUUCCGCAGGAGUGACAACGGAAACAGAGUGGUUCGAGCUGGCUAAUGAUGCCGCAGAUCCUGUCUAUCAUGAGUACUACGAGUGCAAUCAUUGCAACAUCUAUCCCCUUUGGGGAGUCCGCUUUCAUAGAGACCCAGACAUGGAUCUUUGUGAGCAGUGCUAUGAUGAGCUGGUAGCCAAUGACGCGGAAACAGAGGAUGCGUCCAAUAAUGCACGCACCAGCAGCCCUGACGACUGGACUGCGAUCGAGUCUCCUAUUUGCGGCGGCUCGUUACCUGUCCACCGCAAUAUUCGCUGUUCAUCCUGCCUCCAGUGUCCGAUCAUUGGAUACCGCUUCUCAUGCACCUGCUGCGAGAAUUUAAGCUUGUGUCAAAAAUGCUUCUUUCAACAAAAAUGCCCCAAAGGGCACAAUGCAGAUCAUGACAUAGUGAUCAUUGUCGAUUCUGAGGCCGCACUGAACGCGCUUGUUCGGUGCGAUGGAUGUGGAAUUCGCCCCAUCCUUGGUACGCGAUACAGAUGCAAUACCUGUUACGCCUUUGACCUGUGUGAGACGUGUUACAAGAAAGUUGAGCAAGGAGAAUACGAUUUGCAACAGGUUUCUCAAAAGAAGUUAGCGGAACACAAUCGAUCUCACGCGUUUUCAGCGAUUCCCGUCUCAGCCUGA
Cyanidioschyzon merolae strain 10D is the source of this 1881-nucleotide messenger RNA. RefSeq names its product similar to (N6-adenosine)-methyltransferase. The coding region runs from base 1 to 1881 and encodes 626 amino acids. The record is from RefSeq and is a predicted model, not a curated record. Gene Ontology annotation, molecular function: zinc ion binding. Gene Ontology annotation, cellular component: RNA N6-methyladenosine methyltransferase complex. Lineage: Eukaryota; Rhodophyta; Bangiophyceae; Cyanidiales; Cyanidiaceae. The transcript has a single exon.